Molecule: messenger RNA, 1808 nt
Organism: Scophthalmus maximus (turbot)
Lineage: Eukaryota; Metazoa; Chordata; Actinopteri; Pleuronectiformes; Scophthalmidae
Gene: kctd2
Product: potassium channel tetramerization domain containing 2
Exons: 6
Coding region: 3-818 (271 amino acids)
Biological process (GO): protein homooligomerization; proteasome-mediated ubiquitin-dependent protein catabolic process
Cellular component (GO): cytoplasm; Cul3-RING ubiquitin ligase complex
Molecular function (GO): cullin family protein binding
Source: RefSeq, a predicted model, not a curated record
ACAUGGCCGAACUCCACGUCGUGGAACCGAGCGGCACUGGCACCAUCGAGCAGCCGGAGCACCGCGAUGUCCGCGGCGGCACCGUGCGCCUGGCGUCGCCCACCUUGAUGGUUCCUCCGCGGAGCAGCCAGCUCAGCCCCGGCGCGGCGUCGAGCGGCGGCGGCGGAGGACGGUCGGUGUUCGGGUUCCCGGCGAAGAGCAACCCCAGCUCCCCGGCCGAGCCGGCGGACAAGCCGGGCCCGCGCUGGGUCCGACUCAACGUCGGCGGGACCUACUUCAUCACCACCAAACAGACGCUGUGCAGGGACCCCAAGUCCUUCCUGUUCCGACUGUGUCAGGAGGACCCGGACCUGGACUCCGACAAGGACGGGACAGGGGCCUACCUGAUCGACAGGGACCCCACAUACUUUGGCCCCAUCCUGAAUUACCUCCGACACGGAAAACUGAUCAUGGAUAAGAACCUGGCAGAGGAAGGGGUUCUGGAGGAAGCCGAGUUCUACAACAUCGCGUCGCUGGUGAGGCUGGUGAAAGAGCGGAUACGGGACAACGAGAACCGGACGUCUCAGGGCCCCGUGAAGCACGUGUACCGAGUGCUGCAGUGCCAAGAGGAGGAACUCACACAGAUGGUCUCCACCAUGUCGGACGGAUGGAAGUUCGAGCAGCUCAUAAGCAUCGGCUCCUCGUAUAACUACGGCAACGAGGACCAAGCAGAGUUUCUAUGUGUGGUCUCCCGGGAGCUCAACAACUCCACCAACGGCAUCGUCAUCGAGCCCACCGAGAAGGCCAAGAUCCUCCAGGAGCGAGGCUCGCGGAUGUGAUGAGGCUGAAUAACACGUUAUCAACAUAACAACAACAACAACAACAACAACCAGAACAUUUCCUCCAUGAGUUUACCUCCUUUCACCUUUCUGCCAUCACUAACACCUUAAUCAUCAUCAUCAUCAUCAUUUUCCUCCCCGCCCUCCCUCCCCUCCUCCCUUCUCCUCUGGUGUGCCUUUCCACAGCGGGGGCCCCCUGACGCUGCAACACCACCCUGACCUGUCUUCUCGCUUCCCUUCCUCCUCCUCCGUCGACGGCGGACGUUAGCGGGAGUUGAAAAGAGAUUUCACGUGAGUGGUUGUUCCCUCAUUGCAGCUUUUUCGAUUGGUCAGUGUCAUGGCGGCGCAGUCUACGGUGCUGAAUGUAGCCUCGUGUUGCUGCGAGUGGAUGGACGCCUCGCGCACAGAGCUACUGUACAUACAUCAUCAAUAUUCUCCUCAUCAUCAUCAUCGCCGUCAAAGAGACGGGAUGCUCGAUCGCUCCGUUUUACAUUUGGCUCUGUCGACUUAGCAGAAACCUCCUCAGGACUCUGAAAGGACAUAAAGGAAUGAACCCAACUCUGACUGAGCCUCCCCCUCUUUACCCGGAUCCAUUUAAUGGAGCGAGCCGCCGCCGCCGUCUUCCUCUCUGCGCUGCCAGACUCCUCGGCGCCUGAUGUUUUGGGGCGCGUCGGCCGCACAACACACCGCAGCCAGGCGGUCCGGAGGCGGAGGAUCAUUAUGACGGAGCAGUUGCCGGCGGUGCGACGCAGUCCGAUCACUCGGAAACGGUUUAAACGAGUGACGGAUCUUCAUCGUCUUGGUUUCGGCUUUGUUCUGUCUUUCCCGUGUGGCGAAAAAAAAUUGGGAUAUUUAAAGCGCAAAACAAAACAAAUGACUCAAAAAGACUUAACACCUGUGUACAACUUGUCAAGGCAUGUGAGGAAUCUAUAUAAAUCUAUAUAUAUAUAGGCUACACGAUGAAAUUAUAUGGAAAAAAUUUGAAUGCAA